Molecule: messenger RNA, 1920 nt
Organism: Trichomonas vaginalis G3
Lineage: Eukaryota; Parabasalia; Trichomonadida; Trichomonadidae
Product: dynamin family
Exons: 1
Coding region: 1-1920 (639 amino acids)
Cellular component (GO): cytoplasm; microtubule; membrane
Molecular function (GO): microtubule binding; GTPase activity; GTP binding
Source: RefSeq, a predicted model, not a curated record
AUGGAGGAUUUAAUCCCCAUUAUCAACAGCCUUCAAGAUGUUUUUGCAGCUGUCGGAUCUGAUGUCAUAUCUCUUCCACAGAUUGCAGUCGUAGGCAGCCAAAGCUCUGGUAAAUCUUCUGUAUUAGAAUCUAUCGUUGGAAGAGACUUCCUCCCUCGUGGUUCUGGUAUUGUUACAAGACGUCCACUUAUUCUUCAACUUGUUCACUUAGACAAAGUUCCACAAAAAGGAGAUCCACAAGAAUAUGGAGAAUUCGCUCACAAGCCCGGAAAAAUUUUCACCGAUUUUCAAAAAAUCAACGAUGAAAUUAUCGCUGAAACAGACAGAGUUACUGGAACUGGAAGGAACGUUUCCAAGGAGCCAAUUAGACUCAAACUAUGGUCUCCCAAUGUUUUAAACCUUACACUUGUCGACCUUCCUGGUCUUACAAAGAACGCUGUUGAAGGACAGCCAAAGUCCAUUGUCCAGGAAAUCUAUGAUAUGGUCAAAGAGUUCGUAGAUAAGCCCGAAUGCCUUAUCCUUGCCGUUUCACCAGCAAACUCCGAUCUUGCCAACUCUGAUGCCUUACGUCUUGCCAGAGAUGUUGAUCCAAAGGGAGAUAGAACAGUUGGUGUUAUUACAAAAAUCGAUCUCAUGGAUGCAGGCACAGAUUGCAGAGACGUCCUCGAGAACCGUGUAUAUCCGCUCAAACUUGGCUACAUUGGCGUUGUUAAUAGAUCACAAGCUGCUAUCAACUCAAAGGUCAGCAUGGAGAAGGCCAGACAAGCUGAGCGCGAAUUCUUUGAGAACCACCGCGACUAUUCCGACCUUGCAGAUAAGUGCGGAACCAAAUACCUUACUACAAUUCUCAAUAGACUCCUUAUGGAGCACAUUAGAACCACGAUGCCUGCAUUACGCCAUAAGAUUCAAACAAUGCUCGAAGAAAAGGAACGCGAACUUGAAGGAUACGGUUCAGAUCCAACUAAAAACGCCGCAACAAUCAACGCAUUCAUCUUAGACGUAAUUUCCAAAUACCUCGAUAUCUUCAACAAUUUCCUCGCCGGAAAGCGCGCAGACGGCAGCGAAUCUACUGAUGAAUCAACUGCUCAUGGCGGAAGGAUACCAGCUCUCUUCACCGAUAAAUUCAACGCAGAACUCGACGCAUUACCAGGCCUAACCAACAGCAAGCCGAAGCAAAUCUACAACAUGAUUAAGAAUCAUACUGGCAUUUCCGUACCAAUUUUUACUCCCGACUACGCAUACGAUGAUCUCGUUAAGCAGAUUAUUGAGCAGUUCAGAGAACCAUCGCUCAAUCUUAUCGAUGACGUUGUGAAAAUUUUGUUCGAAAUGCAUAGCGAAGUAAAGUUCAUGGAACUCGACAGAUUCAAUGUUCUUGAAGGUUCCAUUCGCGCUGUUGUUGAUGAUUGCAUCCGCGAAUGCGUUGUUCCAUGCAAACAAUUCAUAAAUGAUCUUAUUGACUCAGAAAGAUCAUUCAUUAACUCGAAGCGACCAGACUUCAGAGGUCCUGAAAGGAUCUACGCCGGAAAGGCCAAGGAUUUACGUGCCAGACCUCUUCCUCCACGUCCACCUGUUUUAGAUCCUGUUGCUGUCUCCACAUUAUUCGGUUCUUCCAAGAACUAUACACAGCACCAAGGCCAGGAGUUGCAGGAAUUGCAGGCUUCAGCCCAGGAAUACUUCGAGAUUAUCAGAGAACAACUCAAGGACAUAAUCCCGAAGACAGUCAUCCGCUUAGUUGUCCAGAAGUCCACUGAAAACUUGAGACCAAAGAUGAUCAGAGACGUUUUCAAUGCAGCUGACAGUUUACAGCUUAUGCAGGAAGAUCCUUCAAUCACAAAGAAGAGAAUCUCAUGCACACAGAUCGUGGAAGCAUUAAGAAGGGCUCAACAGAUCCUUCUCGAGGUUAGAACUGCAAAGUUUUAA